ACGGGGUGAUCAGGGCCCGCCCCCCUCUCCUCUCUCUCCGGCUGCCUCCGCCUCUUCUUCCCUGGUCUCUCCUCCACACCGCUGUUGUUGCCGCCAUUUUACCGUGGAGCGUCGCCGCAGCGGGGACCGGAGGAUGCCGAGACAGCGCCGUUAAAAGGACUAGAGACAUGGCUGAGGCGGCGCGAGGUCCCGUGGUUGGCCGGCCUUUGGCAUUUGCCAAUGAAGAGCUGGCGGUACACUCCUGGUCCAGGAUCUCGUCAGCGGGACACAGUGUCCUCCUAGAUGCCCUGAAGAUCCUCAGCCCGAUGUCCCGCGACCUCUCGAGCAGUGAGGAGCUUGUCGUCUUCUUGAAGGAGCUGGGCGAGGAGGGGCACAAGCCCACCGUGUUGCGUAGUAGAGAUGUGUACGGCUAUCGCUCCUGCACUACCCUACCGCUGACCGUAGACAUGUUGAAACCACCAAACAGGAACGUCAGACCCACCGCCAAGAGGAGGGGGAAGAAGCCUCUGGCCAAGAAGAGAGAGGUGCAUCCAUCAUGGAACGCCUCUGAGAAGAGGGACCCCAAAAUUCAAGGGGUCCGGCCUCCAGAGCUGCUGGUGGAUCAUCGUGCCAUCAUCUGCAGCAGGACACACAGUCGGACUGUAGAGGUGUCGCAGGCGCUGGAGGUGCGACCGUGUCUCAGACUAACCAACAUCGAGGGCCUGUCUGGCUUCCAUACGGCCAGACUCCAGAUCCACACUUCCUGGGACUCACCAUCCGAGGCACCCUCUGUUGCCUUUUCACAGCAACAGCACCCACCAACGCUUUCAGGAAUACCUUCGCAGCCUUCUCAGAAUUGCGGUGGAGCGCCCACCAAAGCCGUGGCUCUCUUCAGCCAGAAGAGCCCGUCCUGCCCCAUCAGAUUGGACGGCGCCCUAAUCGGAGAUUCGGCACCGGUCUUCUACGCAAACGGACGGGCGUUCCCAGAGACUAACACAGGGCUCACCAGCAACGGCUGGAGGAGCAACGGCGUCCACCGGGACGGUCGGGGCCACAAGGAACCGAACAUCCCGACCCGCCAGAGAAAUGGCUGGAAGGACAAAAACUGCCUUAGGUGGAAAGUGGUGAAAGUGGACGGCUCUCGCUCUGUGGCAGAGGCCCGCAGAAAAGCGCAGAAGAUUUUGCAGGUCAACCUGUCUCCAGUGAUUCAGAUCCAACCUCUCAACUAUGUGCUGAGAGACUUCCGAUACCAGAACAAGUGACGAUAAACCCCGCAAGCCACUACCGUCGUUUCAGUUAACAGAUGUUGGUGUUUUACAUCCAUUAGUUCCUGGCCGAGCCUCAGAGGUCAAAGCAGACGUCGUACGAGGGUCGAUGUGAACUCUGCUGUGUGUUGGAGGUAGAGGAGUCCGAGUCCGUCCGUGGAAGUUCUGGUUCCCUGACGGGGUUUGGGGGGCAGAAAAGGCAUUUGAAAGUCAGAUGGGGCUUUUCUCAGCAGGCUGGGAAAUGACUUUCGGCCGAAUGCUGCACACGCUCACGGUCGGCUUUAGUUUACAUUCAACACUUCAACCAACCAUCAUUCUGCCUUGAGUUGCCCGCCUGCUUGCCCGUGUUGCGGAUGUAGUUUAGGAUCCACUGUGACCGUUGGGUUCAAGGGGAAUCUCCUGCCCUUCAACAAGGGACGGUUGUUUAAGAAGAUGAGUAUUGGUAACUCAUUUGAAGUAUGCCGCUGUUUUGUGGAAAAGUAUUUUCAACUUGUGGCGCUUGCAAACAGUCUUGUCGGUCUGCAUCUCCCCAAAUUCCACUGCAACGAAGGAUAAAAUGUGGUGGUGCGACAGGAUGAUCCCACCGGACAAACAAAAUGGUGGACGAGCAACUUUCCACAGUCUUCACACGAGCAGAUGUGGUUGGCUGGUCCCGUCUAAACAAAUGAAAUGGAAAUGAAAGAGAAAAUUGUUUAGUUUGUCUUCCUUAUUUUGUUGUAUUUCCACUGGAAAUCGAGGAGGCUGUUGGCACAAGCAGGGAAUCAAACCCGUGGCCCAUACGGACGUAGAUCCUCAGAUGAUCGGUUUGUUCUUCACAAAGUGUUCCUUUGGUUUCGUUCAUCCACACAUGGAAAAGGAGGCUUGUGGAAUAUUUCCAACUGCUGGCGGGUACAGAAGGGGAUAUUUCGAAUAUUUAGACCAGACAUUCAUCUUCAAAUAACAAAAAAUAGUGAGAACAAUGAGGUACCAGAAUUCUUACUUCAGUCUUUAGAGGUUUUGUCAUUGUUAAACUCGCUAUCUGAAUAAUAUAUUUAAAAACCUACAACUAAUUUCAGUGUUUGCUCUCCGAAUUAUAGCUUUUUACAGUCCAUCCGCCUCCGUAGUUUCAUUUUUACACUCCGGGUACAAAGGAAACCCUUAGUCGGUCUAAUGCUGCUCAGGAUUGACUUUAGUCCGAUAAAUUACUCCAUAAGCAGCAUGUUUUGGAGACAUGAUGUAAGACGUUGAUUUCAAAAGUUUUUGUUCCCCUGAGCUGCAGGAAUGUUUUGCUUUGACGAGUUGAAUCUGACACCGCAGCGUCAGAAAGUCGGAUCGUCGAGUCGACGGCAGGAUUUGCACUUUGAGAGCGUGACAGUGCGUCAUGGUCGCCCGUUUCCUCAACACGACGUCAUUAAUGUUCUUGUUUCUUGCAUCACUUAGGAGAUAUGUGAAAUGAUAUCAAAAGCAUUUGGUUUGACUUCCAUUGAGCCCACACUGGUUUUUGCAACAGGUGCUAGCUUUGGUGCUGAAUUUGACGACUGGCGCGACGAUGUCGUUGUGUUUCCGUUUUUCUUGUUCAUAUGAGAGCGCUUAGGAGCCGUGACCUCACCGGACUUUACCUUCUGAGGGACUGAUGGGACGGUUUGGGGUCGGGGGGGGGGGGGGUGGGCAUGUUAUCUGUGGGGAACUCGUGGGAAAUCUUCCGAAGUUUUGUUUGUGAUGUUGAUCCACAUGGCACGAGAUAAACGUUUGGUUUGAUCUCAAGCGGUGCUCUAACACGAAAUCAAAGUCUCUCUUCGGUCACGCGGUAGCACGUGAUGCAGCUUCUGUUGCUCUAACGACCAGUCAAUGUGAAUGAAAAGUCUGGAAAAACACAGUAGGGGAACCUUUUUAGUUUUUCUCGCCGAUCAAACGUGAUUCGUUAACCUCAAAAUCUAUCAGUCAAAUGUAAAAGAAAAAACAAUUUAAAUCAGGUCAGUAAAUGACAACGCUGGUAAAUAAAUAAAAGUGGAGUCUGUUUCAUGUUUUGACCACUUGGGAGAAAGAAUAAACCAAGUCUGGAAAUUUGAGCGUUUUCUUUUGUUUCAGACUUCUCUGUAAAUUCUUUGGUUUCUGGGAGAUGGUUGGUUUCCUUGCUCUUCUCCCGCCGCCGUCUGUGUACGCGGUCACGUUCAUGUCCACUGCGAUUCCCUUUUCUAAAUCUAUCUGUUAGUCUCGUUUGUGCAGCACUUGUAUAUUGUAUUUCCUACAUGAUCUUUGAAAACUUUUUGUUCAAUAAAACAGAUCUGAAAAUAA
Gasterosteus aculeatus aculeatus (three-spined stickleback) is the source of this 3518-nucleotide messenger RNA. It is a transcript of the gene ccdc71, whose product is annotated as coiled-coil domain containing 71. Lineage: Eukaryota; Metazoa; Chordata; Actinopteri; Perciformes; Gasterosteidae. The record is from RefSeq and is a predicted model, not a curated record.